Messenger RNA from Onychomys torridus (southern grasshopper mouse), 774 nucleotides. RefSeq names its product iodothyronine deiodinase 1 (gene Dio1). The transcript is spliced from 4 exons. The record is from RefSeq and is a predicted model, not a curated record. Lineage: Eukaryota; Metazoa; Chordata; Mammalia; Rodentia; Cricetidae. Gene Ontology annotation, molecular function: thyroxine 5'-deiodinase activity.
AUGGGGCUGCCCUGGCUAGGGCUAUGGCUGAAGCGGCUAGGGAUAUUCUUGCAGGUAGCCGUGGAGGUGGCUGUGGGCAAGGUGCUAAUGAUACUGUUCCCAGAGAGAGUCAAGCAGAACAUCCUAGCCAUGGGCCAAAAGACCGGGAUGGCCAGGAAUCCCCGAUUCUCCCCCGACAACUGGGUCCCAACCUUCUUCAGCAUCCAGUACUUCUGGUUCGUCCUGAAGGUCCGGUGGCAGAGGCUGGAGGACAGGGCUGAGUGUGGGGGGCUGGCCCCCAACUGCACGGUGGUCCGCCUCUCAGGACAAGAGUGCAACAUCUGGGAUUUCAUUCAAGGCAACAGGCCGCUGGUGCUGAAUUUCGGCAGCUGCACCUGACCUUCAUUUCUUUUGAAAUUUGACCAAUUCAAGAGACUUGUAGACGACUUCGCCUCCACAGCAGACUUCCUCAUCAUCUACAUCGAAGAAGCUCAUGCGACAGAUGGCUGGGCUUUCAAGAACAACGUGGACAUCAGGCACCACCGGAGCCUCCAGGACCGCCUGCAGGCCGCACACCUGCUGCUGGACAGGGGUCCCCAGUGCCCUGUGGUGGUGGACACAAUGCAGAACCAGAGCUGCCAGCUCUACGCAGCUCUACCUGAGAGGCUGUAUGUCAUACAGGAGGGCAGGAUCUGCUACAAGGGUAAACCUGGCCCUUGGAACUAUAAUCCAGAGGAAGUCCGCACUGUCCUGGAAAAGCUUUGCCCUUCACCUGGACACAUGGCUCAGCUCUAG